This is a messenger RNA of Closterium sp. Yama58-4, 1587 nucleotides long. NCBI's taxonomy places the organism in Eukaryota, Viridiplantae, Streptophyta, Zygnematophyceae, Desmidiales, Closteriaceae. The record is from the annotation of a GenBank genome assembly.
AUGGUACGACAUGCACUGCACCUGCUGCAAUUGCUCGCUGCAACUGCCCAUACCCCCUCCCCCCGUGCGCUCUUCCUCUCCCCCCGUGCGCUCUUCCUCUCCCCCCGUGCGCUCUUCCUCUUCCAUUGUCAUCAAGCAGAGUGCUGGAUCUCUGUUCCUCACAUUUACAAGUGGAGGAAGGAGCACAGGAGGACAGUGAAGGCGGCCAUUGCCUACUUUGUGAACCGCGUGCAGGCCAUUGCACGACAGCUUGGGUGGACCACAACCGUUGUCUGGGAGGAGUCAUUUUUCAAUGUCAGGAGGCACCUCAACCCCGCAACCACCAUCGUGCAAAGCUGGCUGAAAACCGACCAGCUACCCAACAUGGCAGCAUGGGGUUUCCGCAUCAUCCACACAAACGCCGGGGGCGGGUGGUACCUGGACUCGUUACAGUCGCGCUGGGAGCAUGCUUAUAGAGAGGAUCCUGUCGACCUUGUGCUGCAGGUGGAGCGAGAGAGGAUGGAGAGCGAGGGGGACGUGGGGGGGACAUGCAGACACUGGGAGGAGGAGGAGGAGGAGGAGGAGGAGGAGGAGGAGGAGGAGGAGGAGGAGGAGGAGGAGGAGGAGGAGGAGGAGGAGGAGGUUGAAAGCAGGGAGGAGAGAGAAGAGGGGGGAGGGGAAGAGACACUGGGUCGAGAAGCAGGGAAGGAGCGUCGAGGGAAGCGAGGGGAGGAACGAGGGGGAGGAAUUGAGGGGGAGGGAAGAGACACUUCAGCAGGGAGUGGAGUGAGAAGAAAGGUCCUGGAGUGGCGAGGGGGAGAAAGGGAGGCAGGUGAGGAGGGAGAGAGGAGAGUGGAAGGAGGGAGGGGAGGUGAAGAAGAGAGGAGGGGGGAAGAAGGCGAGUUGAGAAGGGAAGAGGAGAAGAGGAGAAGGGACGUGGACGAGAGGAUUAAGGAAGAGGAGAAGAGGAGGCAGUGGGGGGAGGUGGAGCAGUUGGCAGAGAGAGUGGUGGUGGGGGGGGAUGUGUGCGCGUGGAGUGAGCGAAUCGACCCCUCACAGCUCAUGGCUACUGUCUGGCCGCGUGCUGCUGCCAUGGCAGGUGAGGUGGUGCCAUGGCAGCACGCGGACUCUACUGCGCUCCGCUGGGAGUUCAACGCAAUCAGCGACCCUGACGCACGACGAACAAGGAGACACUGCGCAUUCAGCAUGGCGUCGCAAAAGUUCGCGCUUCUACUACUUUUCGCCAGUCUUGCUCUUCUUGCGCCGACACUGAAAGGGUGGCGAAUAAUUUGCGUGGGGUUCGGUUACGGUAACCCCGCCGACCCGUGGGGCCCUACCGUGAAUAAGUACAAAGCUGGAGCCGUACACCCAUUCGAUGUAGUCAUGUUCCGGUGGAUGACGGGCCAGGUGCACAGCGUGUAUAUGUUGGAGGACCCGGUCAAAUACGCCACGUGCAACGUCAAGGGCACCAAGGAGCUCUUCCGGCCGUCCGGCGCGGGGCACGUGCUGUGGAUCCCGCAGCCCAGCGACCUGGGGAAGACGUUCUACUUCGUGAGCAAGGGCAACGACUGCCUCAACGGCAUGAAGGCCGUCCUCAAGAUCACGUGA